CUACUUCCAUUUAUUGUAUACUAUGUAAACUAUAUCCAAGCUUUCACACUGUCUGUUUGGUGUUUAAGUAGCCCAAGACGUGUAUGCGAACUGCUUAUGCUCAUGCUGUCGCGUAUUUAUAUAAACAUGUCCGCUAUUCUCCACACACGUUCAGAAGUGUAAACAGCUGAAAAUGUGUAAGGCUGCUCAUGAUCAUCACCACUAGGCACUACUACUACUACUACUAGUACUAGUGAAAAAGAUGGUCGUGUAUAAUUUCUACUUAUUUGAUCGUAAUGGCACAUGCCUACACUAUGCAGAGUGGAGCCGUCACAGGAAGGCGGGCAUGGCUGAUGAUGAGGAAUACAAGCUGCUGUAUGGAAUUUGUUGUUCCUGCAUCAAGUCUUUCAUCAAUAGAUAUCUCAGUAGACCUGCUAUCAGCAAGGAUGGGUUUCUAUGUUACUCAACCAGCAAGUAUAAGCUCCACUUUUAUGAGACACCCAGUGGAUUGAAGUUUGUGAUGAAUACAGAUCAGUCUAUACCUGGUAACAUACGAGAUGUCCUCCAUCAGCUUUAUAGUCAGAUAUAUGUAGAGUAUGUUGUGAAGAACCCUAUGUGUGCACUUGGAGAACCAAUAACAAGUGAACUGUUCAAGAGCAAGCUGGAUGAAUUUGUUAGAUCGUUGCCAAUAUUCAAUGCAAAACCUGCCUGAAUGGUGCAUCUUUGGUAUGUACGUGUAUAUUAUGAAGAGCAUGAAUAUAAAGAGGGUCCUAUUAGAAGUAUUCCUGAUAUUAUGUAUGUGUAUACAGUAUAGUGCUGUUUUAUUUAAUCAAAUUAAUUUAAUAUUGUUUAUAGAGGCUAUGAAGUUGAUCAGGUCAGAAAUUCGUGACGUUUACAAUAUUGUCAAUCCUCUGUUUGUGGCCAUGGUAGAUGUAUCACUUCUGUGCUCAGACAAGUAUUACAUACGAACGGCUUGUGUUACACUGCAACACACUUUAUUCAGCUUUCUACUCAAGGGAGAUGAUAUACAACCCAAUGCCACACGGUUACAGAGAGCGAGCUCAUGCUUGAGCUCAACUAUAUAACAAAGUAGGUGACAGCACACUACUGAAUUUUACGCUACGGAAUCUCCCUUUUUUAAAGAAGUAAAUUUGGCCUUGACAACUAUUGCAGGAAGUAAAUCUAGAAUGUGAUAUAUUACAUUUACUAAAUAAAGUCAUUUAAACUUG
Messenger RNA from Priapulus caudatus, 1208 nucleotides. RefSeq names its product trafficking protein particle complex subunit 1-like. The record is from RefSeq and is a predicted model, not a curated record. Lineage: Eukaryota; Metazoa; Priapulida; Priapulimorpha; Priapulimorphida; Priapulidae. Gene Ontology annotation, cellular component: TRAPP complex. Gene Ontology annotation, biological process: endoplasmic reticulum to Golgi vesicle-mediated transport. The coding region runs from base 242 to 691 and encodes 149 amino acids. The transcript has 5 exons.